Macrosteles quadrilineatus (aster leafhopper) is the source of this 649-nucleotide messenger RNA. RefSeq lists its product as uncharacterized. The record is from RefSeq and is a predicted model, not a curated record. The transcript has 3 exons. The coding region runs from base 59 to 649 and encodes 196 amino acids. NCBI's taxonomy places the organism in Eukaryota, Metazoa, Arthropoda, Insecta, Hemiptera, Cicadellidae.
CAAGUAUUGUAGAGCUAAACACUCGAAGUUAAAGGUUGGACGCAUUCAUAAGUCUGCAAUGUCAUCAGACAUAAAUAAAGAAGAUGAGAUCGACAAAUUUUGGUCUUACUUAAAUGGAGAAAGCCCUAAAAACAAAAAUGAUCAGCAGAGUUAUACAAGCAAUUCGGUAAAAGAUGAGCGAACGACCAGGUCCUUCGACAACGACUUCAAUAAAACCAUCGACAUGAAUGCCAAUAAAAGAUCAACCGAAGAAACUCAAAAUGGAAAAGUAGAGUUUGAUGUAACAAAAAUGUUGAAAACAUUUGAAGACAUUGAAGCAUUCGGAUCAAGCGAUGAGUUGGAACCUAUUGAACUAAACUUAUCGGGGAGUGAAGAAGACGAGUCAUUGUCAAACGACAAGAGGAUUGCUGAAGAAACUGACAUCAGGAACAAAUACGAGAAAGAAGAAGAGGUCGACCGCCAGACCCCUCCACAUAGGGAGGAAGAAAGCGACUCCGAGCAGGAAUCGAUGAUGACACCGGUGAAUCUGGCCCUUUCCGCUCUUCUCUCCGGAGGAUUAGUCAUGGCAGUAGUCCUAACCUUCAGGCUAAUCUACAUCAUGGUAGGAACCGUCAAGAACUUGCUCGAGUAUGUCGUCAUGUUUGUCUAG